ACCAGUCAACCCCAGCCUGGAACACCAUUGCAGAAAGAGUUCUGUACUACUCACCAUGUUUUCCCGCUCUGCGUUGGCAAGGGCCUUUGCUCUUCCCCUCGAGCACGCCGCUCGCCCAUCCCUCACAUCAACCACAACUACCUUCCGGGCCUGCCUGCACCAGUCCACCGCGACGACAACAUCAACCACCAACCCUCCCCCAGCAGAGCCAUUGAGCGCAAUCCCGCGAGCGCAAUCUUCCGCACCAAUUUUGCAGCAAACCCACAACACUCCCACGACACCGGUCCUAGUAACCCGCGCGGACGUCCCAGAAAACAAACAACCCAUCGCUCCUACCUUCACAACCCCCCUAAAAGUCUCGCAAUCCCUCCUCUCUACACUCCCGUACCUCACAGCCCAAAAGCCGCACUACAUCACGGCUCACCUGCACGACCGCCCGUACCUUCUCACAGAAGGCGACGACCUGCGCCUGCCCUUCCUCAUGCCAAAUGUCGCUCCGGGCGACAUCCUCCGCUUCAACCGUGCAUCUCUACUUGGUUCUCGCGAAUUUACGCUCAAGGGCGCGCCCUAUCUUGAUGAGCGGCUGUUUGAAUGCCGUGUUCGGGUUCUCGGUGUGGAUUCGGAACCGCUUAGGGUGAAGGAGAAGACGAAGCGGAGAAGGAGGCAUGUGCAGAAGGUUACAAGUAAGCACCGCUAUACGCUUCUGCGGGUCAUGGAGGUCAAGGUCAAGUCUGUGGAGGAGUUGCAGCGGGAGGGGGUUGUUGUUGAGGAGGAGGAGAAGGCCUGAUUGAUUGUUGGUGGCAUUUGAAGCUGGCUAUGCCUAUGUACAGAUAGAGAGAUUAUUAUUCUUCUGCACUGUGUGUGUUAUUGUAUUGUAUUUGAUGUUGCAUCGGUUUAUUGGAACCGGACUGUCAAUUCUUUAUAUUGUGCGGACGCCGAGUCCUCGAUAUAUAUUCUUGUAUCACUAGGUCUAGAACAUGCUUCGACGCUCGAAUUUCAGUAGAGGCAAUGCGAAAACCGGGAGCCUGCCAACAGAUCCACAUCUACACAUCUUUAACCAACAGUUUCUUUCUACACCUGAGUGACAUAGAGACGUCGUCAAAUACUUUAGCUCUAUACUUGUCGAACCCUACAGAGCCAUUGUUGAUCCGGAUACUCUGGUUACCCUCACAAACAAGAG
Aspergillus calidoustus is the source of this 1180-nucleotide messenger RNA. The record is from the annotation of a GenBank genome assembly. Lineage: Eukaryota; Fungi; Ascomycota; Eurotiomycetes; Eurotiales; Aspergillaceae.